AUGGCGGUCGGUGAUGAAGUUCCACAAAAUUCCGAAUCUCAGACAAAUCAUCAUAAUACCGUAAGUAAUUGCUUCAACGAUCCUCUCUUCUUAGCGCCAUCUGAUAAUUCCAAUACUCCGUUAGUUUCUGUAUUGUUUAAUGGAGAUAACUACUUAGGCUGGUCUAAGAAUGUGAAAAGAGCAUUAAGUGUUAAGAAUAAGCUAGGUUUCAUUGAAGGUUUUAUGAAGAAACCGAGUGCUACUGAUAAGGAUUAUCAGCGAUGGAUUAGAUGUGAUUUUAUGGUUAUAGGUUGGAUUUUGGCUUCAAUGAAGCCUGAAAUAGCAGAGAAUUUUAAUUUGGUGAAUUCCUCUGAAAUUUUGUGGACUGAAGUUGAGGAGAGUUAUGGUCAGAGUAAUGGACCUCAAAUAUAUCAACUGAAGAAGGAAUUGGAUGGAUUGAGGCAACAAAAUCUCACUGUUCUUCUGUAUUACAAUAAGAUGAAGAAGCUAUGGGAUAAAUUGAAGGAGUUGAGGAGUUUUCCAGAAUGCAACUGUGGAGCUUUGAAUAGUUGUACCUGUAAUUUUUUGAAGAGGUUAUCUGAUUUUGAAUCCGAAGAGAAGGUAAUGCAAUUAUUGCUUGGUUUGAAUAGCGGAUUUGACAAUACGAUUACUAAUGUGUUGUCAACGGAUCCUAUUCCAACUGUGAAUCGAACUUUCUCUAUCUUGCAACAAGUAGAGAAACAGAAAGAGAUUAGUGGACUUGCUGAUAUGACUACUGAGGUUAGUGCUCUAGCAGCACAAAAAUUCCAGAGGUCUGGUCAAAAGUUCCAUUCUAAUUUUCUUACAGGAGGAAAGAGAGAUUGGAAGAAAGAAAAACAAGGGAGAUUAUGUGAUUAUUGCAAGGCUAAGAGUCAUACUAGAGAUCAAUGUUUCAAGUUGAUUGGGUAUCCAGAUUGGUACAUGGAUGGAAAUAAUAGCAAGAAUGGGGGAAAUGUUAGAGUUGCUGCCCAUGUGAAUGUUGAAAAUGAAGAAAUAUUUGAUACUCCUUUAGAUGAACCUGGAGAAAGCUCAAAGGGACAAGGAAAUUUGCAACUGAAUGCUGAUAUGAUGAACAUGAUAUGCAAGGAGGUGAUGAAGGCAAUAGUGUGA
Molecule: messenger RNA, 1128 nt
Organism: Spinacia oleracea (spinach)
Lineage: Eukaryota; Viridiplantae; Streptophyta; Magnoliopsida; Caryophyllales; Amaranthaceae
Exons: 1
Coding region: 1-1128 (375 amino acids)
Source: RefSeq, a predicted model, not a curated record